Molecule: messenger RNA, 3355 nt
Organism: Caenorhabditis auriculariae
Lineage: Eukaryota; Metazoa; Nematoda; Chromadorea; Rhabditida; Rhabditidae
Source: the annotation of a GenBank genome assembly
AUGAUCAAAACGGAAGAGCACAAGAAGAAGCGAGACGACCUGCAAGGCCUGCGCGGCUGUGCCAUCGGCGCCGUCCUUCUCUUUCACUUCUUCCCCGACCAUUUUCCCAAUGGCUAUGUCGGCGUCGACCAGUUCGCUCCCUUCAGAAUCCUCCAGAAUCCUCGUCGCUUUCAGAUUCUUCGUCCUCUCCGGCUUCCUGAUGUGCAUGUUGCUCCAGAAGUCGCAGACGAUGUCGCGACGCCAACUCGUCCUCAACUUCUACUGGCGACGUCUCAAGAGAAUCCUGCCGCUCUACCUUCUCUGUCUCCUUGGCAUCCUCCUCGCCUUGUACGUCUUCUUCCCGGAUUCUUCCGUCGACACGAAUCUUCGAGCCGCGCCUUGGGCUCUCUUCUUCGUCUCGAAUAGGCCGAAAUCCACGGAGGACGACUAUUUUCAGAUGGUUUGCUGGAGCUGAUCAAUUUGAUGAAGCUGUAUUUUCAGCUCCAAAUGGCCAUCGAUCUAUUCACUCACACCUGGUCUCUCUCCGUUGAGAUUCAGUUCUACCUCAUCGUUCCAUUUCUCUUUAUUUUGUCAAAACUACUGCCAGAAAGACAUCAGCCACUGUUCUACACCAUCAUUGGUAAUUCGAAUGAGCUAAUCUUCAUAAUUUCUCAUAAAGGAUCGGCCUCCUUUGGACUAAAUAUUUCCUCGAGUGAAAGUUUCGCAUUUAACAAUGUCUUUGCUAGAGUUUGGCAGUUCCUGAUAGGUGAGACCUUUGAAAAAUGAGAAUGAUUGAUCAAUUUCCAGGUAUGAAUGCCUAUUUAGCGUGUAGUUUCGAGCCGAAAUUGGGAAGGUAUUCUCAAAUCAGUCAGUGCGAAGAGAAUGAAAAGCUAAUCGUCGAAGAUGAAUCUGACGUAGCUGGUAUUAUAUCUUCUAAAAUUAUAAUUCUAUGGGUUUUUAGAACAAGGCAAAGAUGGGGAAGAGCCAAAAGAUGGACAAGAAUUGCCGAAAGUUGCUCAGAUUACAGCGAUUUUUCUCAUGUUUUUCGCGGCGUUUGCACCGACAAAGUUCAGCGAGUUAUACGUCAGGUGAAAUUGACUUUAUUACUUGUAUUCGUCAAAUGGUUGCUACAGUAUCCCCAGCGCUUCGAAAUUUUUGUUUUAGCGGAGAAAAAGUUCCUUUAAAGCCUAAGAAAUGCUGCUUUUUAGUCCGUUUCUGGUAUUUUUGUACUUUUUAAGUCGGAGUAUAACCUUCUGAAGUUGAUAUUUCCAGAUUCAACACAACCCUUCUAACGGGUCUUUUGAUUUGCGCGGCCGCGGAACACCCAAUUUUGUGCAGCCGACCUUUAAUCUACUUGGGCGACAUUUCCUAUGCUCUCUAUCUGAUUCAUUGGCCAAUUUGUGCUUAUUGUAAAUUGGUCCAUCCGGAUAGUACUUUCGGUAGGAAUUAAUCUGAUUUCAACCUUUAUUUGGCUUUUUUCAGCCAUUUUUAUCGGAUUUUUGGCUUCAAUUUUGGCUGCUAUUAUUGUUCGAGAGACUUUUGAAAAGUGAGAUGUCGUUAGAUCUUUUAUGACUUGGUAAUUUGUUCCCAGAUGGUACCUGAGGCUUAAAGGUACAGGUAUAAGCGCCUUAGUGAUAAUAUUCUAUACAGCCAACAUCCUACUGUAUUUUUACUUGAAAUCUUCGAGAAUACCAGCUUUUAUCGACAAAAAUUUGAUAGGGAACGAAACUUGGCUGAAUUUCGACUCGACCAACAUGACUUUUGGUGAAUUUUCUUCUUAUUCUACGAAAUUUCUUUGAUUUCAGACCAAAUCACUGAAAGAAACUAUAUAUUCUCGCAUUUUGACUAUCAGAAUUUAUACUUGAAGCAGUGCAACUAUACAAACGAGGAGAAGGGUCCACUUGGCUUGUGUAACUUUCAAGUAGGACAAAAAUUGAUUAAUGAAUCAACAUUCAAAAAAUUCAGGGUCUGAACGAGAAAGCCAAGUACAAAAUCGCCCUGUUUGGGAACAGUUGGGCGGCGAAUCACGCGAGGAUGUUCUACAAGGAAUGCUAUUCGAAAGCCAAGGAAAUGGCCAUGUUUAGUAGUUUCGGUAAGCCAAAAGUUGAAUCGAAAAUAAUAAAUUUGAGGUUGUGAACCACUUUAUCCGACCCUGGAACUCGGAAGGUGCUGGCAAAAUAUGAAAGAUUUCGACAAUGUUUUGAAAUCGGUUCAGCCUGAUUACGCUUUUCUGUUUGUCAGGUUCUUUCUUCACUCAAAAAUUGAUUUUCUGACAGGGGUCAAUAAAAAGAAAAUAAACUUGAAAAUUCCUUUAGUUUACAAAAUUUAGAAGUGGAGCUUAUUUCAGUGAAUUCCAUAACUUUUUUGGUUCAUUUUUCGAAUUGAUAAAUUUCCUUGAUUUAUCGAAAUUGGCUAACUUUCAAGCGCACGGCGUUUACAAACAGGGUGGGAAGACGUCAAAAAAAUUUUGGCGCGAAAUUUGAAAUCUCAAAUACGCAGCCAAAGGCGAUUGAACAAAAAAGUUAUUAACGUUGAAUACUCCGUGUAACGUAGAAUGACGUCAUUUUAUCCGAAGCGCGCACUUGCUUUUUUUUUAAAACUGCUCACCUUCCAUCACCCUAUGAGGAAUGUUGUGAGCGGUUUUUGAGAAUUAUGUAUUCUUUGAAAUGCAAAAUCUAAGCUGGAAAACGGCUCAAGCCUUAAUAGACGACUUUCUUUCACGCAAAAUUUAAAUUAUGGCCAUUUAACGACAUUUUUCGCUGGGCUCUUUUUCGAAAACUAAUUUUUCUAGCACCUUUCUAACCAAGUGAAGUGCAAAUCUUCCUCCAAAAGUAGAAUUAUUCUCUCGAAAUCGCUCCAAUCAACGAAAAAAUUUCAUUCCAGACACAUGGCAAUGAUGUCGAAACUCCUCGGACCGCUUCAGAACGACACGGUCUACUUGCAGGCCAGAAAGCGCUUGCUGAACUACCGGGACCGGGUCAAAAUCAAGCUUUUCGUCUUGGGACCUCUACCCGAGCCGCCCAAAUUGAGCGGAAUCGUCUACGCCAGUUUUAAAGUUGGCAAGUGGCCAAAUGAAGUUACUUUUGCUUCUGAAUCACUUGAAACUCAUCAACAAUUUUUCCAGACCCAGUUUUUCUCGGCGAAAUCUUUGCAAGGAUACGAGGAUGGUCUGAAACGGAUGGACCAGCUUUUGGAGGAUUGUGGGAACAAAUGUGAACUGAUUGAUUACGCGCCCUUGUUCCGAAAUGCCACAACCAGUGUAUUUCAAUACUUUGACCAGAAUGGAAUGCUCUAUUGGACCGACAAACUUCAUCUUUCCCCACAUGGUCUUUCUCUCGUUAGAGGUCUUUAUACUAAUAUUUGCAAGAACUUGUGA